CUUGUAGAUGGAUGAGUUCACAUUUUCAAUCAUUUUAAAUGGAAUUGCUGGUCUGUCAGCUUUAACAUGGGGGAUGCUGAUUCAUUGUUGUACAAUAAAUACGGUUUAGAUUCAUCGGUAGUAGUGGGGACUGCCCUAAUCGACAUGUACUCAAAAUGUGGGCGGGUGAACGAUGCCGAAUCAAUAUUCAAUAUGCUUUCUGAUAGAAAUCUUGUAAGCUGGAAUGCAAUGAUAUCCGGGUAUGCUCGCAACGGCGAUUUUGCACAAGUUAUCAGUCUCUUCGAGUCGCUGAAAAUGGAAAGAGAUGCAAAACCCGACAGUAUCACAUUUCUUAACCUUAUAUCAGCAUGUUCCCAUAGCCAAAUACCAUUUGAGUCUGCUAUUAAUUACUAUGAUGCUAUGAUAAAUGAAUAUGGGAUUGCACCUUCCAUUGAGCAUUGUUGUUCAAUGAUACGACUCAUGGGGCAAAAAGGCGAGUUGUGGAGAGCACAGAGAAUGAUACAUGAACUUGGAUUUGAGUCAUGUGGUGUAGUUUGGAGAUCUUUGCUAGGUGCUUGUGAAACUCAAGAAGAUUUACAAGUAGCAGAAGUUGCGGCUGCUAAGGUGAUUGAAUUGGAGAGGGAUGAAGAUUAUGUGUAUGUGAUGUUGUCUAAUAUGUAUGCAUCUUUUGGAAGAUGGGAAGAUGUUAAUGUAAUUAGAAGCCUCAUGAGUAAGAAAAAAGUUAGGAAAGAAGCGGGUUUUAGUUGGAUAGAAAUAGAUAGCUUUGUCCCAUAUGAAACCACAUGAAAGCAGAGUGUGACUAAUCUUAAAUAUUGAGUCAUUUGUUCACUUAUUUUCCUCUUAAACAAACUUGAGUGAGGAAGUGUCUCUCUAACUAACUUAUUUCGUAUUCUAUUGAUAAACUAUCACAACGACUGAUACUAAACUAUCCAUAAUAUACGUGUAUAAAGCAGCUUUGAGCUUUGGACCACAUUUGGGACAGAGAAAAAAUCAGUUUCAUUUGUCCCCAUCCUACUUGGGAGAAAAAUGUCAUAUGUAUGAUAUUGAUAUAGGU
Molecule: messenger RNA, 1054 nt
Organism: Vicia villosa (hairy vetch)
Lineage: Eukaryota; Viridiplantae; Streptophyta; Magnoliopsida; Fabales; Fabaceae
Product: putative pentatricopeptide repeat-containing protein At5g47460
Exons: 1
Coding region: 67-786 (239 amino acids)
Biological process (GO): RNA modification
Molecular function (GO): RNA binding; protein binding
Source: RefSeq, a predicted model, not a curated record